Messenger RNA from Aspergillus wentii DTO 134E9, 1260 nucleotides. Its product is annotated as serine hydrolase domain-containing protein. NCBI's taxonomy places the organism in Eukaryota, Fungi, Ascomycota, Eurotiomycetes, Eurotiales, Aspergillaceae. The record is from RefSeq and is a predicted model, not a curated record. The transcript is spliced from 5 exons. The coding region runs from base 1 to 1260 and encodes 419 amino acids.
AUGGCUUCAUUAUUAUCCCCCACUCUAGAUGUUGAUGCUCGCGCUGAAAUCGACAGCACAACAACAGGCUCAUCCCCCAAAGUCGCUGGCCUCGUUUACUGUGCAGUGGACCGUCAGGGCGAGAUCAUUUUCAGCCAUGCAUCCGGUGAAACAGGGCUGGGCUCCAAAACUCCAAUGACUCUGGAUACGACAUUUUGGAUAGCCUCUUGCACAAAGUUGAUCACGAGUAUCGCGUGCAUGCAAUUGGUUGAGCAAGGCAGACUGGCUCUCGACGACGUUGAGCAGGUUGAAUCACUGGCACCGGAACUGAAAGCUGUUCAAGUGCUGGAACGGGCUGAUGGUGGCUUUCGUUUGGUGCCGAAGAAUAGGGGCAUUACAUUGAGGAUGCUUCUGAACCAUACAUCUGGAUUCGGAUAUGCCUUUGAAGAUACGAAAUUAUGCGACUGGGCACGUCCAGUUGGGUUGGACGACUUUUCGGGCGUGGAAAGCGAUGUUCUCCAUCGACCACUUGUUAACCAGCCAGGGACCUGCUUUCAAUAUGGCGUGGGAGUAGAUUGGGCUGGUGUGCUUGUUGAGAGAGUCAUGAGUAUAACACUGGAGGAUUACUUCCAGAAGCACAUUCUGCAUCCUCUGGGUAUCGAGAAUAUAACAUUCUUUCCAACAGCAGAGAUGAAGGAAAACAUGGCGCACAUGCAUCAGCGACAGAGCGACGGAACACUGAGCGUGACAGACCAUCUCUAUCGGUAUCCCCUUCUUUCUGGAUCUGAAGCAAAGAAAUUCUGCAUGGGAGGUGCUGGAUGUUUUGGAAAACCAAUCGAAUACUGCCAACUUAUCGCCACUCUGUUGAACGAUGGCACGAGUCCAAAAACCGGAGCUUGUAUAUUUAAACCAUCCACAGUUCAAGAAAUGUUCACCGACCAAAUCCCGGAUGUGCCCCGAUAUUGCAACGAGUAUACACCGUCAGCCAAACCUCACCUUGCUAAUCCGUGUCCGAUCUUCCCCUGUGCCGAUGAUCUGACCGAAGGAUGGGGAUUAUCCUUCUCGUUGAGUCACAGAAAAUCGUCUACAGGGAGAGCCGCAGGAUCUGCUUUCUGGGAGGGGCUGGCGAAUCUGUUCUGGUUUGCAGAUCGCGAAAAUGGCGUUGGUGGGAUUAUUGCGUCGCAGAUUCUGCCGUAUGGAGUAGAUGCCAAAGUACUGGAGUGUUCCGAUGCCGUCGAAGGAAUGAUAUAUAAAGGGUUGGACAGCGGAAAUAGUAUUUAG